Molecule: messenger RNA, 1572 nt
Organism: Sparassis crispa
Lineage: Eukaryota; Fungi; Basidiomycota; Agaricomycetes; Polyporales; Sparassidaceae
Product: Protoporphyrinogen oxidase
Exons: 3
Coding region: 1-1572 (523 amino acids)
Biological process (GO): heme biosynthetic process
Cellular component (GO): mitochondrial inner membrane
Molecular function (GO): protoporphyrinogen oxidase activity, oxygen as acceptor
Source: RefSeq, a predicted model, not a curated record
AUGGCGCCCACGGACAUCGUCAUCCUCGGUGGGGGCAUCACUGGACUUUCUUCCGCGUUUCACCUAGCUCGUCGCUUUCCCGACGCCCGUAUCACGCUUCUCGAGAAGGACACCCAGCUCGGCGGCUUCUUACGCAGCGAGCGAGUGCAGGUUGAGGUACAGGAUGAAGCUGGCGGCAAAGCAGAGGCGAGCGUGUUGCUCGAGGGGGGUCCGCGCACAGUGAGGCCUGUCGCACUCGCCGUGCUCGAGUUGGUGAACCUACUUGAUCUCACGCCGUCGCUAGUCAUUGUCUCACGCAAGACAGCGGCAGCACGCAAUCGUUUCCUGCAUCUGCCAGGCACGGACGGCCUCUCACGCAUCCCCAGCUCGCUGACCGGAUUGCUGACGACACCACUCGGGCACAUCUUACUCCCUGGCGUACUCCGGGAUGCAUGGAGGGGCGGGAACGGGCCUGCUCCUGCAGAUGCAGAUGAGUCCGUAGCUUCCUUCCUCGGGCGCCGCUUUGGCCCGGACUUCGCGCGUACGUUCGGCAGCGCGUUCGUACACGGCGUGUAUGCGGCCGAUUCGCGGGUGCUGAGUGUGCGCGCCGCGUUUCCCGACCUUCCCCAGAUGGCCAGCAAGGGCAGCGGGAGUGUCGUACGAGGCGCGCUCUGGAGCGGCAUCGAGUACAUCUUCGGAUUGGGGAAGAAGGACGAGAAGAAAGAGGAGAAGAAGGAAUAUGAGUUGGGAGAUACCAAGGCCCUCAUGAAGGGUGUGAGCGUGUUCUCGCUCAGGGAUGGGCUGGGUAUGCUCAUCACGGCGCUGGAGACGAAGCUUGGGGAGAUACCAAACGUGACCAUCGUCAAGGGUGAUGCUGCCGUCGAACUGAGCAAGACAGUUGAUGGCGGAUACCAGGUGAAAUCCGCUUCGGGUGCGACGUUUACUGCCUCUCACCUCGUUUCGGCUCUCCCUCUGCCAAUGCUCUCCACGCUUGUGCAAUCAUCUCCCACUGUCCCUAGCCUUCCUCAUCUGACCGCAAACGGUGCUUCCACAGUCGCCCUCGUUAACUUCAUUUUUCCCUGCGCGCCCUCGCGCCUGCACCCGCCCGGGUUCGGGUACCUCGUUCCUCGUCCGUCCGCAGGCUACAACGGCGCCGACGCGCCGGAGGACGCCAGUGCCAAAGAGAACCCGAUCGGUCUGCUCGGGACGGUGUUCGACUCGUGUGCUCUCGCAGACCAGGACACAAACGCCGCUAACGUCACGAAAGUCACUGCGAUCCUCGGCGGGCCGUACCUCACCGCGCCGGCGCCGCCGUCGUACACUGGGGAGUCAUUCGUCCCCGAUCUUCUCAAGACGCUAGAGGCACAGCUCUCGCUGUCCUCGCCGAUCCCCGAACCGCUGCUCGUGCGCGUGCACCACCAUACGGACUGCAUCCCGACGCUUGGAGUGGGGCACCUCACGCGCAUGGAGGAGCUGAAGGGCGUGCUGGAGAAGGAGUGGAACGGGCGGCUGGAGGUCAUUGGUGCCGGCGUGGGCGGCGUUAGUGUUGGUGCAUGCGUCGAGUCGGGGAGGAAUGUCGGUACCAAGUGGUAG